AUGAAUUUCGUAAACGGAUUUUACGAGUGGACAGGAAAUAACCUCAUUCACAAAUUAAAGGUAGCAAAUAAAACAUCGUUGUACAUUGCCAUAACGUUGACUAAUGGAACAACCCUAUAUGAACGAUAUGACCAGUUCUACAUCACUGAUGAGGCUGAUGGCUACAGACUUAACCUGACGGGAAAAUCAACAGGAACUCUGGGAGAUAGUAUGACACCCUCUUAUAGACACUGGAAUCUGAAUGGAAUGAAAUUCUCCACAGCUGAUAGGGACAACGACAUGUAUCCAGGAGGACCAUGUGGAAGUCGGGAAGGAGGCUGGUGGUUCAAUCAUUGCUCGCAAUCAUUUUUGAACUCCGACUACUGGUAUCCACCGUGGGCGCCAACGAUUUUAUUGAAUAAAUGA
This is a messenger RNA of Saccostrea cuccullata (small rock oyster), 405 nucleotides long. RefSeq names its product fibroleukin-like. Bases 1 to 405 code for a protein of 134 amino acids. The record is from RefSeq and is a predicted model, not a curated record. The transcript is spliced from 3 exons. Lineage: Eukaryota; Metazoa; Mollusca; Bivalvia; Ostreida; Ostreidae.